AUGCGGUUAUUCCUCCUUCCGGUAUCCACCAAGCGCACAUUGAUCUACUGCGAGCGCGUCCCCGAAGCCAUCCUCGCCGCCGGCACCAAACCGCCGUGGUCAGAGCAGAUCAUCAACCGCGCAUCGAAGACAUGGAUGGGCUGGGAGAAAGCCGAGAAGGGCUGGCAGAAGCAACUCACCGUGUACGGCAACAAGCUCUUCCGGAGGAUUCCCUUUGAGGAGUGGGGAUUGAAAUCGCUCCCGGCAGCCACCCAGAAGCGGCUCGAGGAUGUCGAUCAGGGAAGGAUGAAAUUCGAAUGCGUCUUCCCGAGCAAAUUCGUCCGGGAAGGCCGGGUUUCGGAGAUCCUGAAGAAGCUGGCGACCGAGAGACAGGCGCUACACCGACAGCGGAUGUGGACGUGUAUCGCGCUGAUGCCCGUGUCGGCGCCCUUCACACUCGUCCCAGUGAUCCCCAACAUUCCUUUCUUCUACCUCUGCUUCCGCGCAUACUCGCACUACCGCGCCCUCUACGGCUCCCGCCUCCUCGACCACCUCGUCACCAAAAAACUCAUCACAUCCAGCCCCUCGAGUACCCUCGACGAGGUCUACGCAGCCGGGAUUCUAAAGCCCGCAGACGAGGCUGCCAAGGUCGCUCCAUCCAUCAGCUCCGCCGAGGUCGAGGAAGCCGUGGCCAAAAUCGAGUCGCAAGACGCAGGAGGAAAAGGAGAAGAGGCCAUGCUGUUACAAAGUUGGAACGGCCGCGUCCUCGCCGAGAGCUAUCAAUUGCCGGAGAUGGAAAUUGAGAUCGAGCGUGCGGUCGAACAAGUCGAGAAGGCGAUCCAGACGGCCAAGGAAAAGGCAGGCUCUGCGGUCCAGCCUGAGAGCAAGGGCGAGGAGAUCAAGCGAUGA
This is a messenger RNA of Dissoconium aciculare CBS 342.82, 888 nucleotides long. RefSeq lists its product as uncharacterized. Lineage: Eukaryota; Fungi; Ascomycota; Dothideomycetes; Mycosphaerellales; Dissoconiaceae. Gene Ontology annotation, biological process: proton transmembrane transport; potassium ion transport. Bases 1 to 888 code for a protein of 295 amino acids. The transcript is spliced from 2 exons. The record is from RefSeq and is a predicted model, not a curated record. Gene Ontology annotation, cellular component: mitochondrial inner membrane.